GACCAGAGGACCCAGGGAUGAAGCUGGGAGCCAGCUGCCUGCUCUGCCUGCUGCUCUCCUGCCUGGCCCUGCCCGUGCCCCACGGAUCCAUGGAGAUCAGGAGUAAGGACACCAGGAACCCGGACAUCGACCCCUCCUGGUACACGGGCCGUGGGAUCCGGCCUGUGGGGCGGUUCGGGAGGCGUCGGGCCCUGGGGGAGGGACCUUGGGGACAAGGGGGGGGAGGUGACCGGUGGCCUCCUUGUGUCCCACCCCCCCGGCAGCCCCCAGCCCCGCCUCCCCAGCCCGGCGCCCCCUGA
Messenger RNA from Apus apus (common swift), 299 nucleotides. It is a transcript of the gene PRLH, whose product is annotated as prolactin releasing hormone. The transcript is spliced from 2 exons. NCBI's taxonomy places the organism in Eukaryota, Metazoa, Chordata, Aves, Apodiformes, Apodidae. Gene Ontology annotation, biological process: G protein-coupled receptor signaling pathway; response to peptide hormone; feeding behavior. Gene Ontology annotation, molecular function: neuropeptide hormone activity; prolactin-releasing peptide receptor binding. The record is from RefSeq and is a predicted model, not a curated record. Bases 18 to 299 code for a protein of 93 amino acids.